Mytilus trossulus (common blue mussel) is the source of this 3746-nucleotide messenger RNA. RefSeq names its product CST complex subunit CTC1-like. Gene Ontology annotation, molecular function: single-stranded DNA binding; telomeric repeat DNA binding. NCBI's taxonomy places the organism in Eukaryota, Metazoa, Mollusca, Bivalvia, Mytilida, Mytilidae. Gene Ontology annotation, cellular component: CST complex. The transcript has 23 exons. The record is from RefSeq and is a predicted model, not a curated record. The coding region runs from base 33 to 3665 and encodes 1210 amino acids. Gene Ontology annotation, biological process: telomere maintenance via telomere lengthening; positive regulation of DNA replication.
AGGAUAAGCAUAAAUGGUAGAUUUAGAUAGAGAUGUCUAGAGAUGAAAGCUCAGAAUACCUUUUAGAAAGUUAUGAAAAUGUUGAAAAGGGUUGGUUGAAAGAAUUUUUAAAACAUGUCAAAUCAUUGAACAUUGAGAAUGAUUGUCCAUAUCUAACAGCUGAAUUUAUACUAGAGAAAUUACAAAAAGAACAUGAUGUGUUGGGUUUACCAGUGUUGUAUCUGUCAAAUCUGUUGUUGAAGUUACGAUCCUUGUCUGAUGAAGUUGAUCAUGUUGAUGAAAAACAAACAGGAAAACCAUUUUCUGAAUUAAAAGAAAGAUCAUUAGUAAUUUGUAAACUAGUGUCAUCAAGAUUCCCUGUUGGUAGCCUCAGUAUCAUGGACAAUGAGCAAAAUGCAGUUUUAUGCAGUGUGAUUGAGCAACAUGUAGAAUCUAUAUCCAGUAUUAACAAGUGGUGUGCUCUAACAUCAUUGAAUAAUAUAUGUGUGACUUCUUCAGGUGAAAAAUAUGUGGAAGUUAGUGGUCCAAUUAUACCACUGGAGAAAGCAAAUGAUGAGAAAUGUACAGCUUUAAAGUCAGCUGAUGCUAAGGUUAUGUUGGAAAACAAGGAGUUAUCAAAGAAAUCAGAAGUUAUAAAUAUCUGUGGACGAAUCAUAGUUGUUAGUGAAAUUUUCAGUGUUAAACAUGACAGUUUGUUUUGUGUGAGACUGGAAUUUGAUGUGAACAUACUCAUUAAGAAAAAGGAGCUUUUGUACUGGCAAACAUUUCUAUCACCAAAGAAAGAGUAUCUUUUUACCAACAUGAAACCAACAACAUUACAAAAGGGUGCUGGCCAUCCUGUGAGAUUAUUUGUUCCAAGUAAAAAUAGUACUGUGUAUUGUUCUACACCAGAAAGAAGCAAUACUCUAUCAUUGAAGGACUGGAUUUCAAAAGCAGGCAUAACAGAUGAAGAAAUAUCAGUAGAUGACAAAGACUACAGAGCAACAGAUAAAAUAGUAGAAAACAAUCACAUUUCUUAUCAAGGUGUUAUCACAAGUGAUGAACAUGCUUACCUAGGUGUAUUUGAACUGGAUCAGAAGGUCAGGUUAUAUCUAUCCUACAUUCCUGUGACUUAUGUCAGCCUGAGACUUGGAACUAAGAUCAUGGUUUACAAUGCACAUCUACAAAAAUCUGAAAAGGAUGAAAAAAUUAGAAUAGUUGGUUGUUUGUCCAGCUGUAUCAAGAUUCUUGAGUUUUCUACAACAAAUCUUUCUGCAGUGAAUGUAAGGAUUCCUAAAUCUAUCCAAACUUGUUUGUGGAAACAACAGUAUAGUUUGAAUGGUUUUACUUUUGUUAUAGAUGUUAUGCUCCAUUUGAGAAAGAAAUUUACCAACUACUCAAAUGAAAGAUUUGGAGAACUACUUCCUGUUAUUACAGACCUGUGUUUAAUAAACACUAUUUCGACCAGAAAUCAUUUACAAGAAGUUCUGACUACUACAUGUUGUUUCCUCUCUGAUAAAACAGAAUAUGAAAAAACUUUUCCACAAGUGAAUGAGAUUGACAUUCCCGAUGCAGAUGACAAAAUGAAUGACAUAGCUAUAGCAAAGCAUGAUGGGAGUAAAGAUUGGAAUCAUGUCCUUUAUUGGAAUUAUGUCAUACAACAAGGAGCUGUACACCAGAUGAUAAUAGGAGAAAUUCAUACAAGCUCCAGAUCUGGUCAAGUUCAGCUUAGAGAUCAAACAGGAGUCAUAGAUUGUGUUCUCAUGGAAACAAAAAUAGAUAAUAAACAAUGCCAUGAAUGUACAACUGAGUGUUGCAUGUGCUAUCAAACACCAAGGUCAAAGUUCAAAUGUCCAUAUCUCCAUCCACAUCACAGUGGAUGCUUGGUUGCCAUUACAAAAUUCACCGUUGUCAAGGAGAGAUUCCUUCAGGGAAAUUUCAUGGAUAUAAAAACAAAGGCCAAUAUUGUGACAAACAAAACUAAGGAACUAUAUAUCAAGUAUUUGGUUUUCAGUUUAUCAGAUGUAAUUUUGAUUCAUAAACCUAAAUAUUCAAUCAGCUGUAAACAUUCCUCUUUACAAAAUUCUUCCAAAGACAAAGAAAAUCCUAAAAACGAUGUUGAUAAAAUGGAUAAUUCUAAUAUUCACAGAUUGUAUGUAAAUCAUAAGGAAUCAUUGAAUUUGAAUGAUAAUAUCAAAAGCAAAACCGGAUUAUCGUUUAUUACUCAUAUAUGUGACCAUUUACACCAAAGACAAGACAUGCUAGAAGAGAAAUGUUUGACUUCCCAAACUCAGAAUGACCUUGAGAAAGAUGUCAAGGUUGAUGUUAAACAACAAUCUUGUGCAAAAUGUCAACUAGUAUUAUUUGAGAACUCUAAUGUCAAAUAUUAUAAUGUCAUACAUAGUGGGUGUUUGUAUAGGUUUAUUGGUUUAAAUGGUGUUAUGAAAGAAAGGAGGAAGUUACCAUGGCAACUGAAACAGUCUGCAAAGAAGGCUGGUGACAAUACGUGUUAUGUGUUGCCAGAUAAUUUUGUUGCUGAAAGAGAAUUUCAUGAACAGAAAUGUGAUGCAGUAAACUGGUUGGAAGGAAUGGUUGAAAGUAUAGAUUAUAUCAUGACUGACAGACAUUGUAAAGAUUAUGUUAGUAUAUUAGGCACCAUUGUUAGAAGAGUCCAUCAUGAACCUGAUGAUAUUGGUAUAGUUCUUAAAAGACUGAAAUUUAACAACAAGCAUCUUACAUCAGAUAAUGGGAUAUCAACUCUGGAUAACUGGCAGAUACAGCUUCAAAUAAAGUGUAUGAAAUCGGAAAGAGAAAUAUCUGUGUAUCUUAAACUUGACAACAUAACUUAUUCACUGGGACUGGUUCCUGGAACUGUUGUGUACAUGGAGCAAAUAGAGAGAAGAGUGUCAAGGAAGGGUGUGGUGUAUUGUCAGUUCAGUAUUGUAUCAUCACUUACUGUACUGCAUCAGAACUGGUCGGAAUUGACAACAAGAAAAGCAGAAACCUCAGAAGAAUGUAAUAACAGUCAACCUCCUAUUGAACAACAGUUUUAUUUAGGUUAUCUAGCAGAUGUUUGGAAAGAUAAUUCAAUACAGCAGUUCUCCUGUGUCUGUUUCAUUCAAAAGGUUGUCAAGAUAUCAUUGAAGUGUUGCUGUCAGAUGUGUGGUAGUGUUAUUGUAGAUCGAUGUGGCAAUAACUUAUGUCAUUCUGAGGAAUUAAAAUUUGUUGCUAGAAUAAGUUUGAUAAUAGAUGAUGGAACCAGUGUUGCUAUGGUUACUUGUUCUGAUAAAGAGGUUCAGAAAUUACUAUUGUUGUCUGAUGAUCAAUGGGAAGCUUUGAAACUUUCAGUGAAGCAACAUGGUGAAGUGUUUUUACAACAGAGUUUUCCAGAUUUUGGGUCUACCUUAGAGAAGUUUGUAUAUGUGCUAUGUGAGAGCUCAGUGAUCAAAAGGACAGUAAACAUGAGUUUAACAUGUAAACCUAUCAGCUGUAAUGGAAAGGAACCAUAUCUACAUCCCUGUGAUCUAUUAAAUAACAUGGACUUAGAAGAUUUCACAGAGAAGACAAUAGAUACAGGAAUUGCUACCAUAAAGACAAGAUGUUUACCUUUCAUCCAGUUAAGCUGCCAGAAAGUAACAGAAAUGGACUAUCUUAAACAUACACUGUCAUCUUUUGUAGAUCAGUAAAUGUAUUAAACUAAUUUCUAAUGGAAUAAAUUUAGCAUUUAUUUCAAGUUUUUUCCAGGUAUGUCCACUGAAAAGUGAAUC